Molecule: messenger RNA, 492 nt
Organism: Magnolia sinica
Lineage: Eukaryota; Viridiplantae; Streptophyta; Magnoliopsida; Magnoliales; Magnoliaceae
Product: secreted RxLR effector protein 161-like
Exons: 2
Coding region: 1-492 (163 amino acids)
Source: RefSeq, a predicted model, not a curated record
AUGAAUCAUAAACUCAGAGUUUUUCCAGAUCAAGCUCCAACAGACAAGGGUGGUUAUCAGAGGUUGGUUGGGAGAUUAAUCUAUUUGUCUCACAUGAGGCCGGAUAUAGCUUAUGCAGUGAGCGUCAUAAGCCAGUUCAUACAUGCACCAAGUGAAGAGCAUAUGAAAGCGGUAUAUCGAAUCUUAAGAUAUUUGAAGAGUGCACCAGGCAAAGGUUUGUUGUUCUCCAAAAACAGUGUCUCUAACAUUGAAGGAUAUACGAAUUCUGAUUGGGCAGGUGAUCAAACCAACAGAAGGUACACGCCUGGCUAUUUUAACUUUGUGGAAGGUAAUCUUGUCACUUGGAGAAGCAAGAAGCAGAAGGUUAUAGCAAGAUCAAGUGCAGAAGCCGAAUUUCGAGUUAGCGAUAUACUCACGAAAGCAGUUUCAGGAAAGGUGUUCCAUGAUAUAAUUGACGAGUUUGGCAUGAUAGAUAUCUAUGCUCCAACUUGA